UCUUGUCCUCUUUCAAAAUGGCGGACCCGAGUGCUAAGAAGCAGCCCAGUAUCCCGGAGACUCUCCGGAAGAAGAGAGCUGCAGCACGAGCACGUCUGGCUGCUCGGGCAAAAGCUCUGCCAGUGAUCCGCAAGCGCCAGCUGGCUAGGAGAAAGCUCAUCUUCAAGCGUGCUGAGAAGUAUGCGAAGGAGUAUCACCAAGCCGAGAGGGACUUGAUCAACAAGCACCGUGAGGCCAGGAAAAUCGACAACUACUAUGUCCCUGAUCAGCCCCGUCUUGCUUUCGUGAUCCGUAUUCGCGGUAUCAAUGGAGUUGCACCAAAGGUCCGCAAGGUUCUGCAGCUUCUGCGUCUGCGACAGAUCCACAACGGUGUGUUCAUCCGUCUUAACAAGGCAUCCAUGAACCUUCUCCGCCUUGCUGAGCCUUACAUCGCCUGGGGAUACCCCAACCUGAAGACGGUGAAGGAGCUUAUCUACAAACGUGGAUAUGGCAAGCUGAAGCGUGACCGCACCGCUCUCACCGACAACAAGAUUGUCCAGCAGGCUCUUGGUCGCAAUGGAAUCAUUUGCGUUGAGGACCUUAUCCACGAGAUCUACACCGUUGGUGACAGCUUCAAGUGGGCCAACAACUUCUUGUGGCCAUUCAAGCUGUCUUCUCCCCGUGGUGGUUUCCGUAAGAUCACCAACCAUUUCGUUGAGGGAGGUGACUGCGGUAACCGUGAGCUCGCCAUCAACGCUCUUGUUCGCCAAAUGAACUAACUAUUUCAAUAAAGGGUUGCCAUUAGAGAAAGCA
Molecule: messenger RNA, 792 nt
Organism: Sycon ciliatum
Lineage: Eukaryota; Metazoa; Porifera; Calcarea; Leucosolenida; Sycettidae
Product: large ribosomal subunit protein uL30-like
Exons: 5
Coding region: 18-758 (246 amino acids)
Biological process (GO): maturation of LSU-rRNA from tricistronic rRNA transcript (SSU-rRNA, 5.8S rRNA, LSU-rRNA)
Cellular component (GO): cytosolic large ribosomal subunit
Molecular function (GO): RNA binding; structural constituent of ribosome
Source: RefSeq, a predicted model, not a curated record